This is a messenger RNA of Polyodon spathula (Mississippi paddlefish), 2224 nucleotides long. Its product is annotated as pyruvate dehydrogenase [acetyl-transferring]-phosphatase 2, mitochondrial-like. The record is from RefSeq and is a predicted model, not a curated record. Gene Ontology annotation, molecular function: protein serine/threonine phosphatase activity; cation binding. Lineage: Eukaryota; Metazoa; Chordata; Actinopteri; Acipenseriformes; Polyodontidae. The transcript is spliced from 2 exons. Gene Ontology annotation, biological process: protein dephosphorylation. Bases 115 to 1743 code for a protein of 542 amino acids.
GGAAGAAUUGUUGACUGUGGACAAGAGUGGACGUAGAAGCAGGUCUGCUGAUAUAAAAAAAAUCCAAACUGUCAAGGAAUUCACUCUGCUGUCAGCACAGGUGACAUUUCAAAGAUGUUAAGCACUGUGUCUUGCUGGAUUUUGCACUGUGUAAAGAAUGAAGUUGUUUGCAUGCGAGGCCAGCACAGAAUGUACACCAGGUGUCUCAGCCCAAACAACAACAGCAGCAGCAGCAGCAGUAGCAGUGUGAAACGGAAGAGAACGAAGCUGCUCAGCUCUUCCUCACAAAUCGGUCUCAGCGGGACCAAUAACAGCGUCUUCAGCAUGCAGAACGUAUUCAGACACUCGUCGCUUCAGUUCCAGCUCACUGCAGUGCAGAUCAACAGGAUUCUCCGAGCUAAUGAGCAGUCGGUCAAGAUCCCGGAAUUUGACGGCAAGAACCUCAACCCCGUGCUCAAGUUCGAGAGCAACCAGCUUCCAGCCAACUCCCCAAACGAAGACCGCAGGAGCGCAGCCACCUGCCUGCAGACCAAAGGAAUGAUGUUUGGGGUGUUUGACGGGCAUGCAGGGUAUGCCUGUGCCCAAGCAGUGAGCGAGCGUCUCUUUUAUUACAUCGCUGUGGCCCUCAUGUCUCAGAAGAAUCUGGAGGAGAUUGAAUUCGCCAUGGAGCACGUGAAACCAGUGCUGCCCAUCCUGCAGUGGUACAAGCCCCCCAACCAUUAUAUCUACAGGGAGUCUGCUUCUCUCUACCUGGACCACCUUCGGGUUUUCUGGCAGGAGCUGAUAGACCAUGACAAUGCAGAGGGCAUGAGCACGGGUGAUUCCCUGGCUUAUGCCUUCAAGAGACUGGACUCUGAUAUCUCCCUGGAAGCCCAGGUUCCCCUGGACAACGACAUCAUGAGGAACAUGGCCAUUCAGGUGGCGUUUGCUGGCUCCACAGCCUGUGUGGCCCAUGUGGACAAUAUUGACUUACACGUGGCCAACUCGGGGGACUGUCGGGCAGUCCUGGGGGUGCAGGAAGAGGACGGGAGUUGGUCUUCUCUGCCUCUCACACAUGAUCACAAUGCACUCAACCCAUCAGAGCUGGCACGAGUCAGAUCUGAACACCCUAAAUUGGAGGAAAACACAGUUGUAACCGGGAACAGAUUACUGGGUCUCCUAAUGCCUUUUCGGGCUUUCGGGGAUGUGUGUUUCAAAUGGAGCAAGGAACUUCAGCAGAGCAUCUUAGAGAAUGGUUUUGACUUGGAAACCCUGGACAUCUACCACUACGCCCCGCCUAACUACCUCACACCGCCCUACCUGACUGUGGAUCCAGAGCUGACCUACCACAAGCUCAGGCCCCAGGAUAAGUUCCUCAUCCUGGCUACUGAUGGUCUUUGGGACAUGCUGAGCAAUGAUGAAGCAGUAAGACUGGUGGCAGAGCAUUUAACCGGCAUCCACUUAGAGGAGCCUGUGGCUGCCAGUGAGAGGCAGGUCAAGCUUGGGCAGAUGCAUAGCCUGCUGCUGAAGCGGAGAGCCAGGGCAGUGCCCUCACGUGAUCCUAACGUGGCAACACACCUGAUCCGCCACUCCAUUGGUACCAAUGAGUACGGGGAGAUUGAGCAAGUGCAACUGGCUGCCAUGAUGAGUCUCCCUGAGGACCUGACCAGGAUGUACCGGGAUGACAUCACUGUCACUGUGGUCUAUUUCAACUCGGACCUAAUCAAAGCACACUAUAAGGAGAACAAUUUACGUUUCUUGUAGCACACUGCAAGAAUGUGUUCCGAUGUUGACAGUGGACUGCAAUUUAAUAUGUAUUAACUGUCCCCUGACAAGCAGCAUUGUGUGUAUUCAGGGAUGCCCCCUAUUAACAGGGAUUUUAAAAAAUGAAGACACGUUUGAGUGUAAGUCAGGAUGGGGAGAAUUCAUCCAUUCAAAGAUUAUGACAUUUAAUGUUAACACUCCCUGAAUGGGGGGGGGGGGGGGGGGGGGCAUCAGCACUGCUACAGAGCGACAAUCUUGCCACUGGUACGCACCGACAGUUCUUUUAUGACGAUAUGAUUCCUCAAAACACAAUGCUCCCUCAAUCGCACCAUCAUAAUGUAUCAAUCUCUUUGUACCACUGAAUCAGAGAAAUUAUAAAUUAUAAUGCAGGGCCCUGGAUUGUGACUAAAAUGAUUACAAAUGCAACAACAACAAAAAAACAUUUUGACAAAAAUGUUGCAUCUCCCUUUAAAAGCAAAUG